Molecule: messenger RNA, 2751 nt
Organism: Anopheles cruzii
Lineage: Eukaryota; Metazoa; Arthropoda; Insecta; Diptera; Culicidae
Product: protein PAT1 homolog 1-like
Exons: 1
Coding region: 1-2751 (916 amino acids)
Biological process (GO): P-body assembly; deadenylation-dependent decapping of nuclear-transcribed mRNA
Cellular component (GO): P-body
Molecular function (GO): RNA binding
Source: RefSeq, a predicted model, not a curated record
AUGGAUACGUUUUUUGGUUACGACACAAGCUUGCCGGCCGACAGCAGCGGUGAGGAAGAGGGCGAUGGAAGUGUUUCGGCAUGUGGAAGCAAAUCAGCGGGAAAAGGAUCCCGGUCUCCGGCACAACGUGGUCCGCACAACGAAGCGUCGGAUGAAGACGAGUACAAUGCGCUGAACGAUGAAACUUUCGGUGCCGCCGAUAAAGGUGAUUGGGAGUGUAUACACGAGAACCUUGUGCGCCUGGAGCUGGGCGUAUCCACUUUGUGCGAGGAGGACGAUGCAAGCAGUGAGUUGGAUGAUGGACAGAGCAGCGCUCUGCUGCUCGACGACUAUGAUUUGCAUCUGCAGAUUGAAAAUUUCAACCUCUACGAUACCAACGAUGAGAGUGGUCGGAGCAGUAUGGCUGCACAGAGUAUCGGGGAAGAGUUUGCCAGCAAAUUGCGGUUGGAUCCAAGCAUUUGGGACAGUCCGACCAGGAAACCGGCACCACAGUUGGCGACCAUCGACAGUCAGCGUACUCAGAACGUGUUUUCACCGCUUAAGCAGACAUCCAGCCGGCCAGCAGCAACAGAAGCUAGGGCAAGCCUGUCGGGUGUUCCGAUCAAUUUUACUCCGCCAGCUAAAAUGCUCGCCGUGGAAGAUAUCGAGCGAAGCAUUAUCCAGCAGCAGCGGCAGCAACAGCAAAAACGGAAUGAACAACUUCACCAACAGCAAAUGUUACUGAGCCAACAGAAGGCCAUCGCAGAGCAGCAACUUUUGCAAAAUCUGUGCAAACAGCAACCACAGCAGCCCUUCAAUAAGCCGUUGGUAUCGAAGGAAGCCACAACGAUUAAAUCUCCAAUGCCGAUGGCGCCGCCCAGCGUGAUGCCGACACCUCGUAGUAACGUACCACCCAUGAUGACACCUCCCCAGCUACUAGCGGCCCGAAACCCACUGUUUCCUAACGUAGCCCCGCCACUGCUGACAGCCCCACCACGUGUUCCUGUAGGAUACUUUCCGUACAAUUUGAUGCGUACACCGUUCACUACGCCGAUCAACAAUCUAAGCAUGCAUCCCGCGUUCCCUGGAAGGCUUGGUCAUCCAUUAGGAUUACCGUUACCGCCAGGGGCAAUCGGUCCACAGCUUCCCCCAAUGCCUCUCCGUCAUCCGGGCACACCGUUUCUGCUGCCACCGAGCAGCAGCAGCGCACUGGCCGGCACCACUCCUCUGCAGAAUAAUCAAUUUAAUCAGCGGCUCGUACAGGAAAUUCAACAGAAUCAUCCGUUGCUAGCCUUCAACAGACAUCUGGCCGGUGCACUUGGUAAUAGUGUUGCUAUGGGCAACAAUGGACCGACACUGCAUCAGAAGCAUCUGCAGUGGGCUACAACUCAGCAACUGAUCCUGCAGCACCAAUUUAAUCAGCAGCAGCAGCAUCAGCUGUUGUUGCAACAGCAGCAACAGAUUGCUAAGGCUGCGGCCAGAGGCGGCGGUGCGAGAGACAAGCGCGAUGAACAUGCGAAUAUGAUGAGCAACCGAGAGAAGCAGUGGUUGAUCGCGAUCCAGUUGACGCAGCUAAAUUCGGAUACACCGUACCUGAGCGACUACUACUUUACCGUGUACAAGGAACGAAUGGCAGCGCUGAAAGGCGAUAGCGAUAACCGGGCCUAUAAGAACAACCAGCUUAACCAUCCGUUUGCUCAAUCGACACCCGGUGGUAGCAAAACCGUCACCGGCUACAAUCGGGAGCGCAAAGUAUCCGAACCGAAAGCGAAUGGCACGGAGGGAAAGGACGCAGGUCGGCCGUGUACGCCACUGCAGUUUGCCAACUCUUUGGGCAAGCUGCAGUACGGUAGUGUGAUCGCUCCGCGGAAAAUCAUCGACAUGGAUGUGAUUGGCAACGAUCAGGUUAAUGGGAAUUCUGGCCCGAGCGGACAAGAGACGACGUUGAUGCAGCGAAAAGCACGUCACGUGUUGAUGCUGAUUGAAACACUCUACAGGCUGGUACUGAAGCUGGAGGAUUUGCAGAAUCCGACGGCCAUGAAAGCCGCUGUACUGUUGCGGGAAAAAAGAGAACGUGAGCACCGUUUAAACCACCAGGACGCCAGUUUCGUGGAUGACACCGAAUCAUUCGACGAACUGGUGGCAUCGGUGGUGGGGCACCUUUCGCAGGAAAAAACGGCAGCAAUAAUGUUGGUGCGAAAGGGGAAGGUGCUGCUGCGGCGCAUUUUGGUGGUACUACGGAACCACACCUUCCGCUGGACGAUGUGGGCCAUGAUCUUCACCGCUUUACCGUUCCUUCAGCGGCGAGAUCGAGACGAUGCGGAAGGUCUCGUGGUGGUGGCUCUGCACACCGAAUUCGAGCAUCAGCUUCAAAACAGCACCGUGACUGAGUUGCUGGGAGUGGCGCAAGCAAUCGGCAGCAACAAGGUGCUGCCGGCAGUCGUUAGCUGCAAGUUUCUGCUGUCCUCCUUGAUCAGCAUCAUCUUUCAGAUGGAAAUGUUUUACGGCCGUAGCCAGCAGACGGUAAAAGGUGUUCAGCGUAAACUGUGGACAUCCUUUCUCGGGAACGUUCUGAAGGUGUUUGGCGAGGCCCAGCCACAAAGCGACGGACCCGAGCGGAUUGAGAACAAUGUAAAGGUCACCCGUGACGGUAACAUCAUACGGACGCUCGGUGUCCACUUUGAGCGGUUUGGCCCGCGCCUUGAUGGAACGAGUUUGCUGAACUUUAUCACCGAAAAUGCAAGCGAUGACGGAAGAGGCUGCCAGCAAUAA